CAUCUUCAACCUCCCAGAUCCCCCAGAUUUUCCCCCCGUUUUUUUCAGACCCCAGACUCCCAGGCUUUGGGACUCUGCAAUGCCGCUUGCAGGACUGUAGCAUGGCCGCCGGUCCUUCGUAAUAUACGCAUCCAUCUGAACUUGUGCUUUAGCGAUCUGAUCUGUAUAAUACCUAAUCCUCUCUUGUUUCUAUGUCUGUUGCAAUGCCCUCCGAGACAGCUUCAUGGCAUCCGGCCUUCAUGCCCAACUCUGCGGCCGAUCUAGCCUCCAAGGAAUUGACCCGGCCAUCGAGUCCAACGCCUGCGCCCGACCAUCACCUCGAAUCUGCAGAGCCACCACACACCCAUCCAGCAACUGUAGACAGCAAUGAUGCAGAGGAAGUAAUGAUACCCGAGCACGAAGAUACCCCCCAGCAUCCGGAGCCAACGAAUCUCGAGAAUGCGCCCACCACGGCAUUAGCCAGUCCAGGCGCGGUGGAAUUGGAUGAGACUCAACCGCCCAAUGGGAUCCCAGAACAAGAUGCCAUUAGUGAGGAUGGAAGGGAUAAUACACCGGAAGGCUCAACUGCCAACAAGCACAUGAGCACAAUGUCUUUUGCUCGAACCGUGUCGGAGGAGGUUAGUUUGGGGGAAGACGACGACAUUGACCCGGAGUGGAAUUUACACCGAACAGAUACCGACCCCUUCAAGCUAAUGCCUAAAUCUGACCGUACGAAUUCGUUCCCUCAAGUUCCACCCACCCAUCCGUCAGGAGUCGGUUUCGAGCCACUGCCGAGCCAAGCGGAGGAGAUAAUAAAUGAGGUUGAGCAGGAGCCCAGAGACCUAUUUUCAGAUGAUGAGCAUAGCGGAGAUGCGGAUUUCUUCGCACAAACUGCUGCCCAGGAGGCUUCACACGAUUUUCCACGAGAAACGAAUAACGAGCAUGAGUCUACCGACUAUGGGCAGACAUAUGGUGGUAAUGUUCUACAGGAAAAAGACCAGGAAAUGCAAGCUCGAUAUGAGGAGGGAGUGCCCCUUGUGGAGUCCCCGCCAAACCAUGAACAAGCUCCCGCUACGAAUAGCCCGGCUUUUAUGGAUGAUGCUGGGGACGAGGAUGACUUUUUUGCUCAGGUCAGCAAGACGCACCAAGCCACUGAAGAACCUCAGGAACCACGCCCCCUUGGAAGGAAGUCAACGGAGCAAGUCAUGGAUUCCUUGUCUUUUGAACCCCACGAGAAGACGCAUGAUGGUGCACCCGAGAACUCGCAAAGUUCGCUGGAACGAGCUACAGGCGGUGGAAUUGCAGUAUCAGCAAGCACUGUCCUGUCAGAAGUUCUUGGGGACCCAGAAGCACCUAUACAUGAACAACCUGAAAAUCUGGCCAAUCUAGAAAUGGCUUCCGGAGAAGGCGAUCUUGCCGAGAAAUGGAAAGCUGCCUUGGCUGGUGACGAAUUCCUCGACGAUGAGGAAUUGUUGCCAGACGAUGAACCAGCCGAGAGAAAAGCGCUAGAUCCGGCCGAUCUAUUUGGAAGUGAUGACGAGGGCUUUUUGGAGGAUACCGAGGAGCAGGAUGCGGCCGUCGAGACUCCGUCCCAGCCAGGGAAUUCCCCUAUUCCAGGUCCUGUUACUACCCCUAAUGGUCACGUGGUGGGAUUUGACAGCCUGACGGGCGCCGUUCAGUCCCCAAGUCGACCUGGUAGUAGCAGAUACAUUCCUGCUGGCGCAGCCGCGACGGUCCCUCAAUCCAGCAACCCUUAUGCCCCUCCUGCUCCUCAAUUCACUGAUCUUUCCAGACCAAGAACUGCGUCUGCUGUUCCCGCCGCCUAUGCGCCUCCUAUUUCAAACUUUCCUGCUUCGCAACCACAACAACAAAGGCCGGAAUUACCAAAGGCUCAAAGUUUUGCAGACAAAUCAAAAGGGGGAUAUUCAUCACCUUAUGAUUUGCCGAUGGAAGUUGUCAAACCUCGAAAGCGGAGCAGUAUGCAACACUUGAAUCGUGGGUUCAAUCAAUCCGCUCCACCGCCAACUGCGCCUCCAAUUGCCCCUCCACCCCGGAGCGCAAGUAUGUAUACACAACCACCUCCUCCAUCGCGAGGAUCCACAUCAAGCUUGUCUCCUCCACCCACCAGUCAUUCGUUUCAGCAAAGCCCGCAGGAAUCAGCUGCUGUCCCCGCCACCCAGGGUCCGCCGCCGCCGUCCUUGAAAUCGAAAGCCAGCUCAAGUAACUUCUUCGAAGAUCUGCCUGUGUCUUCCAGGCCAAAGCCUGCAGCAAGACACUCUGCCAGCUCUCAAACUCAAGGCCCUUUUGCUUCAUCCGGGGCACCUCCACAACCAUCCUCUGGGCAAGGCUAUACACCCCCUCCACCACCACCCACCCAUCCUGCCCAGGGGCUGGUCGCCCCCGAACGUGUUAGCCCGUACGCGUCUCUCCCAUCGAAUACCGCGACGGUACCACCUGUAGCAUCACGCUACUCGCCUGCGCCACCGCAGCCGCAUGCUCAAGCAGCCCCUCCACCUGUCGCUCAGUCUCGAUAUUCUCCCGCGCCUCCUGUUUCGCGACAAGCAGCACAAGCCUAUGGCGUGCCCCUGGCCAAUGGGCCGCCACCCCCUAUUCUGCCUCAUCUACCCCGGACGUCAAGUCCUCUCGCUCACUUUGAGAGAACCCAAGAUUCAGGAACGCAUAGCUCUCAGGCGCAGGUACCCAGUUUCGGCCGCCGUAGCAGCUCUUCGUAUGAGUCGAGUCUCAAACCCCAUCACCUUCCCCCAACCCGUGAAGUGGACGAAGAUGAGCAAACUUCCUCAGAUGAAAGGAAUCACUCGGACCUCCCAAAUCAAUAUGGCCAACGACCAGGGUCGCAUCCUCCACCUGUACCGCGGCCAGUGUCUCAAACACCGCCCCCAUCUCAAGGUCCCGCAUCGAGAAUUCCCUAUUCACCACCAAAACAUGCCAUGUCGAAUUAUCAACCCUCUGGUAACACUACCCCACCGCAAGCGUUUGUGCCCCCCAAGCGAUCACAAACUCAAUCUCCAGGCACAGCCUACACUGGACCCAGGCUUGGAAUCAAUACUUCAACUCCCAUUCCACGUCCUGCUUCUGCAGAGGUACCAUUGUCACCUAGAUCAAAUGCCGGUCUGCCCCCAAUGCCAAACUUAUCUCCAGGACGGGCCAGAACGUUCUCCACCGGGUUGAAUUACAUUGCUCCAACUGAUGGUCGAGAACAUGAUCCAUUACAGAGAUGGAAAGGAGCUCCAGUAUUUGCCUGGGGUGUCGGUGGCGCGCUCGUUACAUCUUUCCCGAAGGAUGUGCCUCGAUAUGUGAAUCAGGCGCCGAUGGUCAUACGGACUCCAGGCGAAGUGAAGAUCCGUAACAUCAAAGACGUCGACCCUCUCCAGGAGAGACUUUCGACCUUUCCUGGACCACUGAAAGGGAAGUCUAAAAAGAAAGAUGUUAUUUCAUGGCUCAGUUCUGGCAUUGAAAUUCUGGAGCAAAAUGCGUCGUAUCUACAGUCCAUCCCGACUCUGACACAUGAAGACAAGCGCACGGAGGAACGGAUACUUCUUUGGAAGAUUUUACGUAUUUUUAUCGAGAAUGAUGGUAUCCUGGAGGGCAACGCGGUGGUAGACAAAGCUGUUCGAUCAGUUCUGUCACCUGGCGUUGAUAUGAAGGUUUCUGGCAACGAACCCCUAUAUGCGACGGGAGCCGACCUCUCUAGCAUCUCUCACUCUGCGACGACCGAUGCAAGGGCUGAUCCGGUGGACCCGGCAGCAAUCGAUGAGUUGAAGAAACACCUGCUCGGAGGUGACCGCGAGAAGGCUGUGUGGGAAGCUGUUGACAAGCGACUAUGGGGCCAUGCGAUGCUCAUUUCAAACACCGUUUCUAAGGCACUUUACAAACAGGUAGCCCAAGAAUUUGUUCAGAAGGAGGUGCAAAAUAUCUACGAGAACACCGAGUCAUUAGCAGCACUCUAUGAAAUAUUUGCAGGCAACUUCGAGGAAAGUAUCGAUGAGCUCGUACCGCCCUCUGCCCGCGCAGGCUUCAAGAUGGUCAGUACCUCGAAUGCAACCGGGCCUUCGAAGGGUGCCCUAGAUGGCCUGGACAAGUGGCGAGAGACGCUUGGGCUUGUCUUGAGUAACCGAAGCGUCGAUGACAGCCAGGCUCUUAACGCAUUGGGGAAACUCCUGUCGGGAUAUGGGAGAGCUGAAGCGGCACAUAUCUGCUUUCUGUUUGCAAGGUCUCACUCGGUAUUUGGUGGCAUUGAUGAUCCCUUGUCAAGUAUUGUGCUCGUUGGUUCUGACCACUUGCGACAACCAUAUGAGUUCGACAAAGAGUUGGAGCCUAUUCUCUUGAGUGAAGUUUUCGAUUAUGGGAUAUCGCUCUCGAAUGUUUCCGUAGCGGUAUCGAGUCCACAUCUCUCGAUAUACAAGCUACAACACGCGAAGAUCUUGGCUGAAUACGGAUACCGGGAAAAGGCACUGCAGUACUGUGAAGCUAUUGCCUCUUCUAUGACUGCUCAAACUAGGAGGUCACCAUACCACCACGCGUUGCUCGUAGCAGAGCUUGAUGACUUCAGCCAACGAUUAAAGCAAUCUCCCAAAGACGAGAAAUCUUCUUGGGUUUCCAAACCCAGUAUCGACAAGGUCUCUAGUUCAGUCUGGUCGACGUUCAACAAGUUUGUUGCUGGUGAUGAUGCUGAUACUGGCACCCCUGGAUCGACAGCUGGAGGUGCUGCCGAAGUGGGCCCCUUUGCUAGAAUUGCAGGAGGUACCCCAACCAUAAGCCGUUCCCCGUCAGUCGCGGACAUGUAUGGCUCUUUCAAUGGUGGUAUGGGACCCAAUGGCAGCCCCGCUACGAAAGCGGGAUCACGAUAUGCUCCAGGAAAUGCAUACUCCCCACCAACUUAUGAACCCCAGAGUGCUGCGUCGUAUCAGUCGGCGCCUCUCUACGGCUUGCAAUCCAGAGGCUCAUUCGAUGAGCGAUCAUCAGAAAGAUCCUCCGACGAGCAUCGACGUGGACCCUACGAACCUGUGCGACGAGAUACCGAUUACCGUCCAAGUUCGCAGCCUACCCUGUCUGCGCCUCAAAAUGGCUCGAUCUACACGCCGCACUCAUCGUAUGCCCCUCAUGGCAAUGGCUCUCUGUAUGAACAGAUGGGUUCCCCGUAUGCAUCUCAUCAACUUGCUUCGGCGCCCGAGCUACCGUCGUCACACUCCGCCGGCAAUAUGUAUGACCAACCCACGGCAUCAUAUACACCUCCGGAACCAUCUUAUGAACCUCCAGUCUCUUCCGGUUACGAACCCCCUUCCAGUGGUUACGAACCCCCUUCCAGUGGUUACGAACCACCAUCUUUCGAGCCUACCACUAUGAACGAUGAACCUGACUCCCCGGUCGAGACCCGUCCGAAGAAGAAAUCCUUCCUGGAUGAUGACGAGGACGACAUCCCAGCUUUGAAAGCUGUACCUGCUGCUCGUGAAAAGACCAAAGCUGAGAAAGAUCGUGAGGCCGAUGAAGCCUUCCGCAAAGCCGCUGAAGCUGAUGCUGCACGCGACAAGCAACCAGCACCGGCAAAGAAAAGUGGAUGGGGCCUAAGUAGCUGGUUUGGAGGAGGCUCCAAAAAGGAUUCCACAGACACAGCACAAUCUAACAAGCCCAUCCGUGCCAAGCUUGGCGAAGCAUCAUCCUUUGUCUACGAUCCCGAGUUGAAACGCUGGGUCAACAAGAAAGCGGGCGCGGAUAACACCCCAACUCCAUCCGCGACACCUCCGCCCCCGAAAGCCACAGGUCCGCGGAGAACAGCGUCUGGAGCUCCUGGUCCGACUUCUACCCCACAGCCUGGAUCAGCUGUUGGUCCUCCAUCGAGAGGUUCCGAUUCUCCCAUUCUCCAAGGGAACGGGGAGGCUAUCGGAGGAAAUGGAAACCCGCCUCCAGGUAGUGGGGCGCCACCGCCUAUGAGCAAGAGCUUGUCAAACGGUGGCGCAGGUACUCCAUCAGGACCUCCUAGUAGACCAGGCACAAGCAUGAGUAAUGCCAGUAGUAUUGAUGAUUUGUUGGGGCCGCCGGGUGCGGGAGGUCGGAAAGGCACCGCAAGGACGAAGAAGAAGGGACGUGGGUAUGUUGAUGUUAUGGGCGACAAAGCUGCAGGCUCAUAGCGAUUACAUGAUCUCGAGUUUUGGAAUUGAAUAGCAAGCGCGCAUGAACGGGAAAUAUACCAGGGAUGGUUGUAUUAUGGAGCAAGGGCUGCAAUUGUAUUAUACUUUUGCUUUAAGAACAUUCCUGAUAUGAAUUCAGUUGAUAGGAAAUGGAAAGACAAGAAAGGAGUUCAAUGGUACUAUGCGCUUCUAUCUUCAC
Amorphotheca resinae ATCC 22711 is the source of this 6324-nucleotide messenger RNA. RefSeq lists its product as hypothetical. The record is from RefSeq and is a predicted model, not a curated record. NCBI's taxonomy places the organism in Eukaryota, Fungi, Ascomycota, Leotiomycetes, Helotiales, Amorphothecaceae. The transcript has 3 exons. Gene Ontology annotation, cellular component: ER to Golgi transport vesicle membrane; endoplasmic reticulum exit site. Gene Ontology annotation, biological process: autophagy; COPII vesicle coat assembly; Golgi organization. The coding region runs from base 192 to 6125 and encodes 1977 amino acids.